ACGUGGACUUUGCAUGUACGGGGGCUUGCCUGCAAGAACCGCUGGAGAAAUGGCCGCGCAGAAGGAAUUCUUUUCGGGUAUUUCCAAGAUCCCAUAUAAACCAGACUCUGGACCCAGAGAUGUCAUGUGCUUCAAAUACUACAAUGCAGGAGAGGUGCUGAUGGGGAGGACGAUGGAGGACUGGCUGAGGUUCUCCGUCUGCUACUGGCACUCCUUCUGUGGAACCGGUGCUGAUCCUUUUGGGUUCCCGACCCUCCUGCGGCCCUGGAACGAAGGGACUCCCAUGGAAUCGGCCAAGAACCGACUGCGCGCUGCUUUCGAGUUUUUCACCAAGCUUGGUGUGAAGCAUUACACGUUUCACGACAGAGACAUGUCCCCCGAGGGCUCUACCCUGGAGGAGUCCAACAGGAAUCUGGAUGAAAUAACCGACCUGGCUCUUCAGCUGCAGAACCAGACAGGAGUCAAGGUGCUGUGGGUCACGUGCAACCUCUUUGCCCACCCAAGGUACAUGAACGGAGCGGCCACCAACCCCGACUGCCACGUUCUGGCCUACGCCGGUGCUCAGGUGAAAAAGGGUCUGGAUAUUGCCAAGAAGCUGGGUGCAGAAAACUUUGUGUUUUGGGGAGGGAGAGAAGGUUUCCACUCCAUCCAUAACACGGAUGUCGCGGCUGAACUGAGACACAUGGCCAACUUCUUCAGAAUGGCCGUCGACUACAAGGAAAAGAUUGGUUUGAAGUGUCAGUUUCUAAUUGAACCGAAGCCUAAGGAGCCCUGCAAGCACCAGUAUGAUUACGACGCUAUGAGUGUUAUAGGGUUCUUAAAGCAUUACUCACUGGACAGCCACUUUAAGUUGAACAUCGAGCCCAACCACACCACUCUGGCAGGACACUCGUAUGAACAUGACGUCGUCGUGGCCUCUGCUUUUGGCAUGCUGGGUUCGGUUGACUCAAACACUGGCUCUCCUGACCUCGGGUGGGACACAGAUCAGUUCCCAAUGGACAUCAGGAACACCACCUUGGUCAUGAAGACCAUUGUUGAACAAGGCGGCCUGCAGCCAGGAGGCCUGAACUUCGAUGCUAAAGUGCGCAGGGAGUCGACCGACCUCGAGGACUUGUUCAUCGCUCACAUCGGAGCCAUGGACGCCUUCGCGAGAGGGCUCAGAAAUGCCGUCCGCAUCAUCGAAGACGGGCUCAUCGCUGGUAUGGUGAAGGAGCGAUACUCCAGCUUCAGUCACGGCCUUGGACAGAAGGUGGAGGGUGGUUCUGCCACCUUGGAGGAGAUGGAGGCUUUCAUCAAGCUGAACGGUGAGCCCAAAGUCACAUCGGGAAAGCAAGAAAAAUACGAAUCCAUCUUUAAUCAUUACAUAUAAUAAAAAAACAUUAUCUCCCUG
Messenger RNA from Mugil cephalus (flathead mullet), 1390 nucleotides. RefSeq names its product xylose isomerase-like. The transcript is spliced from 14 exons. Bases 14 to 1369 code for a protein of 451 amino acids. Lineage: Eukaryota; Metazoa; Chordata; Actinopteri; Mugiliformes; Mugilidae. Gene Ontology annotation, molecular function: xylose isomerase activity. The record is from RefSeq and is a predicted model, not a curated record. Gene Ontology annotation, biological process: carbohydrate metabolic process.